Messenger RNA from Verruconis gallopava, 859 nucleotides. RefSeq lists its product as uncharacterized. The coding region runs from base 121 to 711 and encodes 196 amino acids. Gene Ontology annotation, cellular component: mitochondrion. Gene Ontology annotation, molecular function: carbon-nitrogen ligase activity, with glutamine as amido-N-donor. Lineage: Eukaryota; Fungi; Ascomycota; Dothideomycetes; Venturiales; Sympoventuriaceae. The transcript has a single exon. The record is from RefSeq and is a predicted model, not a curated record.
AAAAGGCCACCAGCUCGUACUGUCCUUGUGCCCGACCAUUGAAAAUCAGCGGCGUACCUGCAGAUUUUAUUUGCACUUCGAGAGCUCUUAAGCCAUUGUCUUUUGAUAUAUUCUAAAACAAUGGCCUUGCGUCCGCAAAUUCUACGACUGCUUGCGCGGCCUGCGACAAGCACUCCACGGCCGAAUGUCUGCGUACAUUGUCGCAUUCGCUGCUCGUCGACGACAACUACGGCGCCAUCUCCCACACUCUCUCGCCUAAGAGAGGACCUCAAGACAGCCAUGCGCGCCAAAGACACCGUCCGCCUGGGCGUUCUCCGCGCCGUCCUCGCCGACAUCACAAACGCCUCCAAGACAUCGUCACCAAUCACAGACGACCUCUCCCUCCUCGCGCUACUAAGGAAGAAGAUAUCGCAAACGCAGGCAUCCAUUGAAGAGUUUUACCAGGCAGACAGGAAGGACCUUGUUGCGAAGGAGAAGGCGCAGUUGGACAUUCUGAACGAGUACGUCGGUGGUGUCAAAGUCAUGGGUAGGGACGAAGUGAAGGACGUGGUCUUGCAGACAAUUGCAGAAAUCAAAAGUGAAGGUCGGCAACUUGCCCUAGGCGAUGUGAUGAAGAGGGUUACAGGGCCCGGGGGAAAGCUGGAGGGAAAGAUGGUGGAGAAGAGUACUGUUGUCAGCGUGAUUCGGGAGGAGAUUGGCGUCAAGAAAUGAGACCUCUGCUUCACCUGCUCAGAUUGAAGGAACAGCAAAGAUUCCCUUGUUUUAGUUCAUACCUGUAUAAUAGUGAAAAGGCAGAGGAGUGCGUGCGUACAGAAUACGAUGUUUAAUGUACUCCAUGACUUCACGUGAGGUUUGAAUU